This is a messenger RNA of Penicillium griseofulvum, 771 nucleotides long. RefSeq lists its product as uncharacterized. Bases 1 to 771 code for a protein of 256 amino acids. Gene Ontology annotation, cellular component: endoplasmic reticulum. Gene Ontology annotation, molecular function: L-ascorbic acid binding; iron ion binding; procollagen-proline 4-dioxygenase activity. The transcript is spliced from 2 exons. Gene Ontology annotation, biological process: peptidyl-proline hydroxylation to 4-hydroxy-L-proline. The record is from RefSeq and is a predicted model, not a curated record. NCBI's taxonomy places the organism in Eukaryota, Fungi, Ascomycota, Eurotiomycetes, Eurotiales, Aspergillaceae.
AUGGCCCCAAAAACCAAAAAACCUGACCCAAAAACCCAACCAAAGACCACCCCCAAAACACCAAACUGGCCACCCCUCCGCCCACUCCUCCCCGCCGCCGAUCUAACUCUAACCCCCCUCCUCACCGACCAAAUCUACCUAAUUCGCAAUUUCCUCUCAGGCACCCUGUGCAAAACCUACGCCUCCUUCCUCGCCUCCCUACCUCUAACAACAACACCGGGAACACCCAAGAAAGACGAAGCCCUACGCGUCAACGACCGGUUCCAGAUCGACGAUGCACGAUUCGCAGAGAUGCUAUGGAGCACGACAGCGCUGAAAGAGCUUGUCACGACGCGCUUUGAAGACGAGUCUGACGGGUCCGAAGAUGAGGAUUCGCUUGCUGAACGCGCACGACAACUCUGGGGCGGGGAGCCAUUGGGCUUGAAUCCUAAUAUUCGGAUUUAUCGAUACUCUGCGGGACAAUUCUUUGGACAGCAUUACGACGAUUCCAAUAACAUCACCCUCCCCCCACCGAACUCGCGCUCGAAAGCAACACCCGCACGCACAACUUGGACACUCCUUAUCUACCUGACAUCAUGUACAGGCGGUGAAACAGUCUUCUACCCUGAGCCGACGCGCGCGAAUCGCAAUCCGGAGCCGAUAGCUGUUGCGCCGGAGGUUGGGAUGGCGCUGUUGCACCGACAUGGAGAUCAUUGUAUGCUGCAUGAGGGGGCUGAAGUUACCGGGGGGGAGAAGUGGGUUUUAAGGAGUGAUUUGGUUGUUCCGAGGUGA